Notolabrus celidotus (New Zealand spotty) is the source of this 855-nucleotide messenger RNA. RefSeq names its product odorant receptor 131-2-like. Gene Ontology annotation, biological process: G protein-coupled receptor signaling pathway. Gene Ontology annotation, cellular component: membrane. Gene Ontology annotation, molecular function: G protein-coupled receptor activity. The record is from RefSeq and is a predicted model, not a curated record. NCBI's taxonomy places the organism in Eukaryota, Metazoa, Chordata, Actinopteri, Labriformes, Labridae.
AUGGGCGGGUUGGGCGGGCGGUGUCCUGGGGUUGGCCGGCUGGUGCGGUGGUGGGGGAGGGGCAGAGGAAAGGUCCAUUCAUUGGCCUGCCUUUCCCUUCUGGUCUCCCCGGUCGGUUUUGACCCUCCUCUAGCCGGCUGCGCCUACUGCGCCCGUGCCCGUGGGGCCGGCGGCGGGGGUCGGAUUGGGGCAUCACAUGGUGCCGUGUUCCCCUCCCUGGCUGUGGUUUCCCUACCUCCCUGGGAGAUACUGGGGGAGGAUCUUGGGUCGGCUGUGUGUCACCCUCUGAGGCACGCUGCUGUCGUUAACAUCAGAAAUACAGGGGUAGCCAUCUUUACAGUGUGGGCCCUGGGUUUACUGAACAUCCUCACCAGAGUAAUUUUUCUGUCAAGUUUCCCAUUUGAAGAACUGGAGAGCUUGCAGAUGAAGCAAAUAUGUAAUACGUUUUUUUUGUUUCUCCCGAUAUCAUACGAUUAUGACAAAGUGUAUAGCUGUUUGUUGUUUGUUUCAUCUGCUGUUGUUAUCACUUCCUCUUAUAUUGGUGUGGUAAUAGCAGCCAGGUCGGCCUCCACAGACAAAGCUUCAGCACAAAAGGCUCGUGACACUCUGCUGUUGCAUCUGCUUCAGCUGGCCUUCAGUCUCUUUUCAACAUUGCACAACUCUGUCAUUGUCACCUUAUCACAACUUGUCUCAGGACUUGCAUUUGUGCGUAUAAUGAAUGUCUUGUUUGUCUUUAUUAUCAUACUUCCCAGAUGUCUGAGUGCUUUAAUUUAUGGGUUCAGAUUCCAGACCAUCAAACCCAUCUUUUUUGAACAUCUAUGCUGUCAAUUUAAACUCUUAUACCGAAAAAAAUGA